UCUGAGCAGAGCAGAACAGAGCAGAGCAGAGCAGAGCAGAGCAGGCACCAGCUUGACAGUGUUACUAAGGCAUUUUGCCCACACUCUCUGAUGAAUGGCACUGUUGAAGGGAAAUAGCUAAUCAGCCGUCUAUAGGGACACAUUAUCCGUCCUACUUUAACUUCCCUGGAUGUAACUCUCUCACUGACUGGAGUUCUGCUGUGUCUUCACCACCUUCACAAACGCCCCUCCCUGACGUCUAACUAACUGCCCUCCGGCGCACCUGAGAGGAGCAGAAGACCUGUAACAACCCCCACCCCCUAAAAAAUACUACCUCCUCUUCUUCUCCUCCUCCUCCUCCUCUUCCUCCUCUUGUCCACUGUUCACCUGGACAGAGCAGGCACAAGACAAGGGACACACAAUGGACUGCAGCUAUGCUCUCAGCACUCAGAUAGUGUUUGCUGCUUGAUCUGCCUCUUUUUUCAGGAGAGGAGAGGAAAAGAGGAGCGCAGAGAAGAAUUUGGAAUCCAGGAGCAUCACAGGAUCAACUCAGAUCGGCAGCCAAGAAACCGGCCAAGUUUUUCAGGAUGAUUUUGGGAAGUAUCAACCGAACAGGGGCGGUCCCCACAUUUUUGCGGACCCCCACAGUGAUCCAGCCUCAUCUGGACAUGAAGCCCUUCCUGCAGUUCCCCAUGGAGACACCCCCGCAUCACAGUGUUGGACUCUUUCACAAUUUUAACACGAUGGAUCCUGUUCAGAAAGCAGUGAUCAACCACACCUUCGGAGUCCCACUGGUUAAGACCAAGCGGCCUAUCAUCUCCUGUAAUGUCUGCCAGAUUCGAUUCAACUCAGAGAGUCAGGCGGAGGCUCACUAUAAGGGGAACCGCCAUGCCAGGAGAGUGAAGGGCAUCGAGACCUCCAAGACUCGUCCACAGGAAAGUGACAAGCCUCCUCCUGGUCCCACUUCCUCUCCAUCACCGCCAGGAGCCUUGACGGCCAAUUCAGACACUGACUCCAGCAAAACAGAAGAGACGCAGCCUGUGUCACAGCUGAGCAGGACUGUGGUAGCGCAGGGGCCUGCAUCUCUGUCGGCUCCCCCUACCCCAGACUCCCCUGGCCCCUCUACCGGUGCCCUCAUGCCAAGCCCUACCACUCCUCUUCCCCAACCUGCAAGCAGCUCCUCGCCUGGUUGUGGGUCUUCGAACCUGGAGCCAGCUGGAGCACCAGGAGCGACUGCAGGAGCAGCGGCUACUUCUGGCAAUGGAGAGACGGAGGAGGACAAAGCCAAGAAACUGCUGUACUGCUCACUCUGCAAAGUAGCCGUCAACUCACUCUCUCAGCUGGAGGCUCACAACAAAGGCACCAAACACAAAACCAUUCUGGAAGCCCGGAGCGGACUGGGUCCCAUUAAGGCGUAUCCUCGUCUGGGGCCCAAGCCCAGUGGAGAGAGUGGAUCUACAGACCCCAACACUCAGGAACGCACCUUCCACUGUGAGAUCUGCAAUGUGCGGGUCAAUUCAGAACUGCAGCUCAAACAGCACAUAUCAAGUCGAAGACACCGGGAUGGAGUAGCAGGGAAGCCCAACCCACUCCUGAGCCGACACAAAAAGCACAGGGGUGCAGACCUCACGGAUCUCACCAAAGCACUGGGUGCUGGUCUCCUGCCCAGUCCUCUGGCUGUAGCUGCAGCGAUGGCAGCUGCCGCCUCGUCUAAUCCGCUAGCUCUCCGCGCCGCAGCUCCCGCCCCACACCCUCAUCCUCAUCUCUUACAAGCCCCGCCCCUUAGCCAUGCUAUUCUGAGACCGGCCCCAGGGCCAAUCCGCACCUCACACGGGCCCAUUCUUUUCUCACCCUACUGACAGACCCUCGUCCACUUCAGCCAGCCAGGAGCAGCAACUCCAAAAGCACACUGUGAAGUAAUCAAGUAGAAAAAUAAAUAGUAAGCCACACAGCAAUGACUAGAAUUAACUCAUCCACCAACUGCUCAAUUCUAAAAAGGAAAAACAGUUGGAACAAAAGGAAAUGGAGGACAACAAAGGGAAAAGAUCUGACAAGAGUUUUAUUCUUUCUGUCCCUUGCCCUACCCUCCUCUUUUCUUUGGUGUGACUGAGUGAGUGAUUGGCAAUGAAUGGAAAGACAGUAUAUAGUAAUUACUUCAGCUCAGCAUUUAUCUUUCCCUUCUUGUCACACACACACACACACACACACACACACACACACACACACACACACAGAGACACAGAGAGUGAGACAGAAAUAGUCACAUAGGAACUGGAUGGAAGCAACAAACUGCUGGUGAGUUGUGUAACAUAUACCCAAACACACACACACACACACACACACACACACACACACACACACACACACACAAAGACUACUACUGCUAACUGUUUCCAUAUAUACUGUGUACCACAGUAGUUUCUCCCGGUCACGUUCAAUAAGUCCUCUGCCCUAUGCACCUUGGGGGACAAAAGCAAAAUAAUCCUGUUCUCUCAGUAGGAUAUCUGCUUCGACUGAUCUCCUCUUUAACCAAUCCAUGUCCGAUGAAGUUCUGCCCUCUAAGACACUGCUAGCAUCUUUCCAGUGUGGAGACGCUGCUCUGCAUAAUCUACUUAGAUCACCUUGGAAGAACUUCGGUAUUCAACAAGUGAGAAUACAACCAGAGGGGAUGUUGUGUGUGUGUGUGUGUGUGUGUGUGUGUGUGUGUGUGUGUGUGUGUGUGUGUGUGUGUGUGUGUGUGAGAGAGAGAGAGAGACUAGAAGGCAAUCUGGUUUCAUGGCAGUGUGGGGAAACAUACUCACAACACUAAGUGGUACUGCAGUUUGGAUUCAGAACGAACACUAACAUCAAAACACUUCUUGAGGGAAAAAUCCACCACCUUUCAUCUUCUCUUCAGAAGUGAGAGAGCUGAUGAUCUCCUGUUUAACGGAAAUCAACCCUCGGUUCCUAAAGGAAGACCAGUAGACAUUUAUUUAUUCUUGUGUAGUGUAGCAUAGUCCAAAACUUCCAAGUUGGUUGAUAUUGGUAGUAUCACAUCAACGAAAAAAAAAAAAUGUUAUAGAGCUGGUAUAGCUCGAAGUAAUGUGAUGAUGGUUUUAGAUGGAUGGUGGGGUUCUUAGAGAGAAAGACAAUAUAACAGGGGUGUCCAAACUGCAUCCUUCCUCUGGAUUAUUGUCAAAAUGAUCCGAUUAUGGUUUAACUAAAUUGGCUGAUUAAACAACUUUUAAAGGUGACAUUCUUGCUUUGGCCACUGGGUGUCACUACUGUUUAAAAUUGAAUCUAAAGAUUUUAAUCAUCUCCUCUCUGCCUUAACAUUACUAAGGUUUCAGGUAAACAUAGUGUCACCAAAGAAACAAAGUGAAUGAAGGUAUGCUGGUGAAAUAACUACUGAAUCUGCAGGAGUGUUGUAGUCGAGUCACUCAACCUUGAGUCCAAGUCCAGUCUCGAGUCCCUAGUGUUCAAGUCCGAGUCAAAUCCAAGUCAUGAAAGAAAAUUUUGAAUCGAGUCCAAGUUGAGUCCACUACUGAUCUGAGUCAAUUCCACUACUGAUCCGAGUUGAGUCUGACACAAGCCCCGCCCACUAUCAAUAGGGCAAAUAACAUGAGAGAGGGUUAACACUAGCUAGUUCAUCGCUCAGCAAGCCCCGCCCACUAUCAACAGAGCAAUGAACAUAGCAUGUCACUUCCUUCUCUGGGUGGAGUCUUGCCAAAUGACGACUGAAGUUCGAGGUCGUCCCCGUCGUCUCCUCGAUAGUUCUUCUACAUAUGGAACGCAUAGCAGUGCAUUUUUUUCCACUGCACGAGAAGUCUGUAUAAGCAAAGCGGACAAUCCUACGGGCGUUCUCUCCAGGCAUUUUAGCGCCAUUAACGUUAGUUUGUUCCCGAACAUGACGUAUGAACAGGUGAAUGUGCAUUCUCUUGGAGGAAAUUAGUAUAAAAAUUAAUGUAGAUGUAAAUAUAAAUAUCUUAUGCCAGAUUAUUAUGGCUUGUUACAAAAAAUAAAGGAAAAAUCCAAGUCCUCGUCUCCAAUUUACGAGUCCAAAUGCAGUUAAUCAUCAGUGCUCAAGUCCAAGUCAAGUCACGAGUCCUGGACUCGAGUACUACAAGCCUGCCUGUUUCUAACACUGAAUAUUUUGGGCUAGGUUCAAGUUUUGUGUGAAUUCUGAGAGGUAGGGGGGCUGGAAACUUCGCUGAAACCUGGCAAACCUGAUCAAUCAUAUUAGCUCUACUGUGCUCAUCUCGCCCACAGGAAACACACCUGCUGUAUCGAACACAGCUGAUACUGUGAUAACCUAUCAACUUGAUUUAGUUUGAAGCUGUGUCAUGAUUAAUGUUGUCCUGCCCUGCCAAAAUCUCUGGUCAUGAGCCGCUGCUGUACUGAGUUCAGAGGAGAUUGUGUCUUCAACUUCCCAGAAAUCAGCUCCUAUGAAGGAAUAAAAUGAGUAAAUGAAACUGCUUCAUUUUCACAUCAAACGGUGCAUAAAUAUUAAUCUCCCCCAUUAAGAUGAUCACUUAAAUUAAGAGGGAACAUCAAAGUGGCAAUCCAGCAGGUCUGUAAUUGUGUAUUAUUCUAUCCACAUUCACUGGAUAUAAGCAAUCACCCACUCUGAUUGGCUACUCUACUAGCAGGCUAUCAGCUCAUAUAGAGGAUGUGCAGUCACGUGACCCGUCCAUGUUUACUCCGCCAUAUUGGACGGCUUCAGGAUUGUUUACCUUGCGCGAGCGUAAUGGAUCCAGGGAGUAAUCCCCAAGAAAAUUCGGAAAAUACCCCAUCUACAUCGCGCGAUAACUUGUCUAAGUUUGUUCAGCAUCUUGAAGGUGACGUGAGGCAGCGUUACGUGGAAAAGUGUUCCAGGUUGGGGAUUGCAGAUCCGUACAACUUGCCGCAAUCCUUGUUCAGGGAAAUUCGGAGCUGCGGUGCCGGCGAUUUGCCCGAUCUGGCCUACCACGACAUUUACAAUUUUCUUGUUAAUCGUGAAUCGUGUUACACUGGCAAAGCCCUCAAAGCUUACAAGAGCCUGGAAGCUUAUAAAUAUUUUGUUGCGGGAUGGCUAUCCCAACUAUACCUCUGGAAGGUUCCGAAGAAGAAUGUCUACUUGAUAACCUCACGGGUAAGUGGCAUUAAGACGUUUAUCAUAACGAGACUAUGCAGGACGUUUUAUCGUAAGAAUGUUCGAAAUCUAAACUCAGUUCCAGAUAAUGACAGGGUUGUAGAUAUGUAUGUUUUUGUCUGAAAAAAAAAAAUCACAAAUCACUGCUAUCUUUAUCUGUGCAGAAUUAUUAUUCAAUAUCAGAUAUAAAUGUAUUAGAAGAUUACACCUACCUGAUAUGAAGUGUUCACUACAAAUUCGGCUGGUAGAACUGGGGUUCCAGUUUUCUCUUCGCACAGCGGACACCCAUUUUGCGCGUCUCUCCUCGUCUGCGGGGAAUCUAUAAAAUGACAGGCCCUCCUUUUGGCCCUGUCUAUUGGUACAACCAAAUGCUGAACAAGAUAUAACCAUUCUCGAAAGAUCUACUCCCACACACUUGAUAAUUAGAACGGGUUCGUCUAAGUUCUAUGCGCGGCCAUGCCGUCCAAGAUGGCAGAUAAACAAAUAUCAUGUGACCUCGUGACGUCACGUGCACGCUCUCUAUACCGUGUUAGUUGGUUAUGGCUGGGUUCUUGCCCGAACUGAUAAUCACAUCAUCAGUUUUUCUCUGGCUAAUCAGACACAAGGUACACCACCACUCUUGCCAGAGCAGUUGAGGGUUAGGCGCCUUGCUCAAGGGCACUUGAGCCAGUUCUGCUGGUUCAGGGAAUCAAAUCAGCAAUCUUUUGGUCCUCAAGCUGUUUCUCUAACCAUUUGACCAUGGCUUCCCCAUACCCCAUAUACCAUGUGUAGAGAAAAGCAAAAUGGUGGCAUGCAUCAAGUCAGAUAUAUCACUUUGUUAUCAAGUAUUUAAAAGAAAUCAAAAUAGUUAAAAGAAUAUAGGUUUUGUUUUGUUUUUUUCCCCUGUUAUCUUCUGUUCCACACUCCAGCCCAGUUGGUGGCGGUAAUGCACCUUUAAGUUGGUUUGCCAACCGCCAAAAAAACCCUAAAGAAGAAGAAAAUGGCAGCGCAUUUUGCUGAACCAACAGAGGACGAAAUAAAAAACUCUACUUGAAAACAAACCUCCAAAAAUUACAAAAAAAAGCACAACAAAAUAUGGAAUAAAAGUAUUUAAUGGUAAGAACAUAUUUUUUUUUCAAGAAUUAUUAUUAUAGCAUUUUUUACAAAUUGCUACUGUCAUUUCGCCGGUUUGUUUAAAUUCUAAGCGGAAAUGAUUUUGUUGGACGUUUUGUACAAAGUUUUAUUUAUCGAAUUUGCAAAAAAUGACAAUAAAAAUGCUCUGUUUCUCCAAAUCCAGUGAAUGUGGAUAUAAUAAAACAGUUAUUCCACUCAGUCUCGUUGUCGUACAUGGCUUAUAGACAACUCGGUGCUACGCGCCUCAUCGGCUAUCAGCACAUGUACGACUCGAUUUCAUGGAAUAACUGUUAAAUAUUGUAUAUGCAAUAGUGCAUAUCAUUUUCCCUAUCCUGCUCACAAAAAAAAAAAUGUUUGGGCACCCCUGCAAUAUAAGCAAAGGUUUGAACUCACACAGUCUCCUGUGUCCAUUCUCUCUCUCUCUCUCUCAUAUACACAAGUUAUGCAACCUCAACAGAAAGGCCAGCAAUAUGAACCCUGAUCUUUCUCUACCAUUUCCUCCUAAAUCCCAGCUAAAAUCAGUUCUGAACUCUAUCACCGGUCCUUGUGAGGGGUGGAGGAAUGGACAACAUUUUUAAGAGGAGAGAAAAGGGCAGGGAAAUGGAAAAUAAAUAAAUAUAUAUAUAUAUAUAUAUAUAUAUAUAUAUAUAUAUAUAUAUAUAUAUAUAUAUAUAUGGAACGAAUAAUAACUCAACAGGAAGAAGCCACAGGAUCACAGCGACAUCGCAUGGGGAUGAGACUGUUCUCCCGUUCUUUGGUCUGAACUUCCUGUCUUGAAUCUAAAGCCAUGCAAUGCAUACAAUUUCUAUUCUUUUACUAUGGUUGAUUUAAUGUUAUUGUUUUGUCAUUGUGGGUUUUGUGUUUUGUUUCAUUUUCAUAAAACACUGUUUUGCUGAUUACAUAAUUAGUGAUGUGAAGACUGUGGUGGGGGGAAAAUACUCCAAAAAUAUUUUUUUAGAUAGAGAACCAUGAGAUGAAAUUCAGUGUGGGCGUGGCCUUGUCACUCUAUGCGGGGGAAAAAGAUAUAUUCGUUUAGAAAGCAAGACGAAUCAUAACAUUGGAGGGAUUGUUUUUCCAAUGUAAGGUACUGAUGGACACACCGAAAGCCCUUCCGUUGACGUGACGCGCUAACAUGUCUUACUGUUGGAUGUUUGCAAUGCAAUAAGCAAUCAAAUUAUGGGACUUGCUUGAGAUGAACGUAAACCAAAUGUACAGGGUUCUGUAAACUGAUUUGUGUGUGCCUACUGAUGGGAAUCUGUGUUCGUCCACGGCGAUGUUUCCUUUCUCAGUGCAACAGGAAGGGCUGUGAUGGACUCUCACUUGCCCUUCACAUAAACAAGGGCCUUAUGAAUCUUUGAUCGAGGCACAAGAUACAGGCAAUCUGAGUGAAAACAAUAUAUAGUCUGCCAUACUGUUUGCAUAGCAUAUGUAGCUAAGUUUCAAGAUGUCCUCAUUGCAUUUUGUGCUCGUGGUCCGCAGGUUUAGUUAGUACAGUAUCAUUAUCACGAUAAUGCCAUUACCGAAAUGCUAACACACGUUAGCGUCCACCAUUGUGCUAUGAUUAAAGUGACCUCUAUUUGGAGAUGUAUUUUAUUUUUCUCAUUAGUUAGUGAGGCACUAGCAAGGGUGCUAUAGUUCUUGUCAGUGUGUAUCUCCUAGCAUUGUGUGUCUAUCAGACGGAAAUCAAUCAAGCUGGACUGAGCGACUUGUAUCAGACCGCAGCUGGCCGUGGUGUUGUGGUCACUGAUCUGCAGUCAGCGCCACUCACACAAGCUUCAGCGAUGCCAUGUCAGGCUGCAGACUCCAAGGAGGAACAGCGAUUCACUUCCCAGCACAAUCCAUAAGCAUGAUACGGACACACGUAGCUCCAUCUGUAAAGAAUACAUCCAUCCUGUAGUCAUCCCCAGAAGGAGCAUUGUCAGUGUACAUAAAUGUUUGGAGUCCUUUGGUAGAUUCAUCCAAUCUUUCAGGGCGGGUGUAAUGUUAGUGAUGAAGUGUGUUUUAGCCGUAGCCUUAUUCCACCCUAAGCCUCUCCAGGUGCAGAGAAAAGGGAAACCCUGAGAAGCUUUUGGUCAAACCUCGUCUUGCCAAUAAAGUUAUUUUUGAAUUUGUCAGCGGGACAAAAGAGUAUGUAUGGUGAAACGUAGCAAUAUUCAACCCAUACCGGCUACUCUUGUUUAUUGCAAUAAAGAGAUCAACCAAUAAACGCAUAGCCUAUGUGAGUAAAAUACUAUAGAUGUAAUUUAAAUGAAACACAGAACUUUAUGGAAAAUAUUAUUGAUAUUAAAAGAAACCUGGAGUUACCACAGGGGAAAAAAAAAUGUCUAUAAAUCAAUAAAGACUAUUAAACCUGA
This is a messenger RNA of Neoarius graeffei (lesser salmon catfish), 8556 nucleotides long. It is a transcript of the gene znf385a, whose product is annotated as zinc finger protein 385A. Gene Ontology annotation, molecular function: zinc ion binding; nucleic acid binding. The transcript has 8 exons. NCBI's taxonomy places the organism in Eukaryota, Metazoa, Chordata, Actinopteri, Siluriformes, Ariidae. The record is from RefSeq and is a predicted model, not a curated record. Gene Ontology annotation, cellular component: nucleus. Bases 567 to 1838 code for a protein of 423 amino acids.